Messenger RNA from Theobroma cacao (cacao), 3185 nucleotides. The record is from RefSeq and is a predicted model, not a curated record. NCBI's taxonomy places the organism in Eukaryota, Viridiplantae, Streptophyta, Magnoliopsida, Malvales, Malvaceae.
AUGAAACUUGCAAGAGAGGAGAUUUCUCCAGCGCUGUUGAAAGCAAUCCAAGAGUCAAUGAUUUCGGCGAUCGUUUUUUCCGAAAACUAUGCUUCUUCAUCAUGGUGCUUGGAAGAACUCUCCAAGAUAAUGGAAUUCAAGCAUACAAAGGUACUGCUCGUGGUGCCCAUUUUCUACCAUGUUGACCCAUCAGACAUACGGAAACAAACUGGUAGUUUUCAACAGGCUUUUGCUGAAGAUGAAAAGAAUGGGAUAGACAAGACAAUGGAUUUUCAUUUGUGGUUCAUUCUAUUUUGUUACCAUCCUCGCCUUUGCUUAUUUGGUAGGCAUGAGCCCACAAUCAUUGAGGAAAUUGCUCAAGAUGUUCUAAAGAAGUUGCAUCGCAUGUCUGCAAGUGAUUGUGAGGGACUGAUUGGAAUAGGUCCUCAAAUGGAGCAAAUUAAAUCCUUGUUAUGCGUUGGUGAUGGGGAAAGCAUUCGUAUCAUAGGAAUUUGGGGGAUGGGUGGUACAGGCAAAACAACUCUUGCUCAAGCUAUUUAUGAUGAGGUCUUUUCCCCGUUUGAAAGUCACUACUUCCUGGCAAAUGUUAGGGAAAAGUCAGAGGAACCUGGUGGAAUCACUCCUCUACGGGAUAAACUUCUUUCCAAUAUUUUAAAAGAGAAAGACCUCCAUAUAAGUUAUCCCAGAAUAGGAUCCACAUUCACCAUUUUUAGACUCCGUCGUAAGAGAGUUCUUGCUGUCUUUGAUGAUGCUAGUGAGGUUGAACAGCGAGAAAAGUUAGCUACUAGGCGCGAUAACUUCGGUCCAGGAAGUAGAAUUAUUGUAACAUCUAGGGAUAAACAAGUCCUCAGAAAUGUUGUUGAUGAUGAUGCAUUAUAUGAGGUUCAGGAAUUAAAUUACGAUGACUCUCUUCGGCUUUUCUCUCUGUAUGCCUUCAAGCAAAACCAUCCAGUCGAUGAUUUCUUGGAUCUAUCAAACAGAGUAUUGCAAUAUGCCAGAGGUGUUCCAUUAGCUCUCAAAGUAUUGGGCUCAGCACUCUAUCAAAAGACCAGAGUAUGCUGGGAAAGUGUAACGAAGAAAUUAAAGGAACAUCCCGACCAAACAAUUCAAAAAAUUUUGAAGAUUAGUUAUGAUGGAUUAGAUGAAACAGAGAAGUGCAUAUUUCUUGAUAUUGCAUGCUUCUUUAAAGGGUAUGAUGGGGACGAUGUAAAAAAAAUAUUAGACAGUUGUUAUAGUGGUGGUGCUCUUGGUGGAAUUACCAACCUCAUUGAUAGAAGCCUAUUAUAUGAUGAUGGAUCUAACAACCUUGGGAUGCAUGAUUUGCUACAAGAAAUGGGUAGGAAUGUUGUUCGUUCAGAAUCCAGAUGGCCUGAAGAACGUAGUCGAUUAUGGACUUUUGAAGAUGUGUCUAAAGUGCUCAAAAACAAUUCGGGGACUAAAUCAAUUGAAGGAAUGUGCCUCAACAUGUCCAAUAUUGUUGAGCCAAUAAAGUUACGUGCUACGGCUUUUAAGAGAAUGAUUCAUCUUAAAUUUAUCAAGUUCUAUGACAGUAGUGAACACCGGCAUUCUAGAAAGCAAAAGAUUCUGCUUCCUGCACAACGUCUCAAAUCACUAUCCGAUAAGCUGACUUAUUUUCAUUGGGAGAAUUGCCCGUUGAAAUCUGUGCCAUCAAAUUUUUGUCCAGAGAUCUUGGUUCAAUUAAUAUUACCUGAGAGCGAUAUUGAACAACUUUGGGAUGGAGACCAGAAUCUUGUGAAUUUAAGAGUGCUCUCCCUUAGAGAGUCUGGAAAUUUAGUCAGGAUCCCAAAUCUCUCACAAGCCACAAACCUUGAAAUAUUAGACCUUGAUAGGUGCAGAAGUUUGGUUGAACGUCCGUGCCUGAAUCAUUUGAAAUCUCUCAAAGGACUAUAUAUUCAGUUCUGUCGUAAUCUCAAGAAAUUUCCUGAGGUCCCGUGUCAUUUAGAUUCAUUGUAUUUAACUGGAACUGGGAUAGAAGAAGUGCCUGAUUCGGUUGAGCAUCUCCUCCAACUUAGAGAGUUGCACAUGGGUGGCUCGAAGGUUGAAAAUGUUUCCAGCAAUAUCUAUAAGCUGGGCUCUUUGAGAACUCUAAACCUCUAUUAUUGCCCAAUCGCCGAAUUCCCAGAAGUUCCAAGGAACUUAUCGAGCUUAAUAUUGCUCGAAUUAGGUAUGGACGGCUCAAGGAUUCAAAAACUACCGAGCAGUAUCGUUAGAAGCCUUCAAAUCCUAACCGUGAUCAAUUGCAAAUACCUUAAAUCAUUACCGGAGCUUCCACCGAGUCUAGGAUCUAUACCUGCCAAUGGCUGCAUAUCAUUAGAAGAAGUAUCGUUCGCAGAUCACCAUCAAACUAGAUUCGAUCGGAGCUAUCAGCUGAACAACUUUGGUCAUUGCUUCAACCUGAAUCAUAAUGCAAUCAACAACAUUGUAGCUAAUGGAAUGCUCAGAAUUCAGCGCUUGGCAAUGCAAUUGGCAAGGGAGUUUCCUCGUGGACCAGGACAAGUAGCUUGUCAUUUUCCUGGAAGUGAAAUACCAGAAAGGUUUGAGCAUCAGAGCCCAAAUUCUUCUAUAAUUAUCAAGCUAGAUCCAAAUAGGUGUCGUAGGAGAUUCUUGGGUUUUGCUCUAUGCAUUGUGGUUCACUGUACUGAAGAAAACUACAGGGGCUUUUUUGUUGAAUGCGAAUGCAAACUGAAAAGCAUAGAUGAUGAUGAUGAUCGUAGUUUACAAAUUGGUAGGCCAUGGAGUUUUAAUGAUCCGCCACCUUUGCAGCACCCAGAUCUGGUGUUAAUUUUUUUUAAUGGCCAUAAAAUGUUUAAUAGCGGUGAAAUGUUUUUGGAAGACAAGCUAUACGAGGAGGCAUCAUUUGAUUUCUUCAGGGCAAUUGCUGCUGAUUACGCCUUUGGAAAUCAUACUAAUUACGUUGUGAAGAAAUGUGGUGUCCAUGUAUUCUACGAGGAUACAGUCUUGUAUCGCAAAAGAAGUUUAAGCAUUAGUGAUGAAGAUGAACCAGAGCCUUCAAGUUUUAAAGGUGAAGCGGAAGACUUAGCUCAGAGGCUGAAGAAGCUGAGGAUAGAUGACUGAAACCUUCUCAUUUCUUUUGAUUCAAAUGUCUGCUUUUGAGACGCGUACGUGUUCUCAACGAAUGUCUUACUCUUUCAUCUUAUUUGACU